Aspergillus puulaauensis is the source of this 942-nucleotide messenger RNA. RefSeq lists its product as uncharacterized. The record is from RefSeq and is a predicted model, not a curated record. Lineage: Eukaryota; Fungi; Ascomycota; Eurotiomycetes; Eurotiales; Aspergillaceae. Bases 1 to 942 code for a protein of 313 amino acids. The transcript is spliced from 3 exons.
AUGCAUCUAGACCUCAACCCUACAACAAUACCGUUAUCCACAUUCAGAACCCUCCUGUCUUCAUACGAAACAACCCUGAAGACAACAACGCGGUCCAAAGCCCUCGCCAAAGCCUCAUCAAAGGGGAAGAAGCAGAAGAAGAUCCAGAGCAAGAAGCGCGCCGCUGACUCUGCCCAAAAUGAAGAUGGCGGGCACGGGCACGGGCACGGGCUAAGUCAAGACGCGAAGAAGCAGGUCGACGCGCAGGUUAGGGAGUUUGAGGCCCUUGAUGCGUGGCGGUAUGAGUCUCUCCCGGGGCUCAUUGAGCGGAGAAGUCAAGGGAACGCCGAUGAAGGAGAAGGGAAAGGAGGGCAUUCUCUCUCCAAGGACGAGGUUGUUAAGUUGAUGGAGUGGAAGCUAAAACACGGCGUCUACCGCCCAGCCCUGCUAGGCAUGAUAAAAUCAAACCAAGAAAAGAGCAUCCAAAGCGCAACACGCAGCGCGUUUUCUCUCAUCCAGGAGGAAAAGUGUCUCGAUUUUCAGAGUAAUAUCCAGAAAGGCCUGGAUGCCCUGACGGCGCCGCUCCGGGGUGUCGGGCCUGCGACGGCGUCGCUGAUUCUGUCUGUUGCGUCGGCGGAUAUCCCGUUUUACAGUGAUGAUGCGUUUCUUUGGCUUUGUAAACGGAAAGACGGAGGAGAGCGAAGCAAAGAAGUUCGGCAGAAUGGGGAAUUGAAUGUCAAGUACAAUAUCCCCGAGUAUAAACGGCUUUGGGAUGCAGUGCAGAAGUUGCGGGCGAGGUUGAAUGAGGAGGCUGGUGAGGGUGAAGGCAUUUCGUGUGCGGAUGUGGAGAGGGUGGCAUUGGUGGUUAGGCACUUUGAUCAGUCCGGACUUCAGAACGAGGCAACGAAUAGAGAAGAGAGAGAGGAUGGGAAGAGGAAGAAGAGAAGGGUGCAUAAUGAGUAG